Messenger RNA from Orbicella faveolata, 1921 nucleotides. RefSeq lists its product as uncharacterized. Lineage: Eukaryota; Metazoa; Cnidaria; Anthozoa; Scleractinia; Merulinidae. The record is from RefSeq and is a predicted model, not a curated record.
UCACUUGCAUCAUUGGUGACCAAUAUUAAAGUCGGCUGGUAAAGAAAAUUCUAAUGUUUUCCGUGGGUUGAAUUCUAGAAAUUUGUAGCACUUUGUUUUCCUGAUCAACGUAAACAGGGGUGAUGUAUCUCUUAUUAUUCCACUGGCCUUUCGUGGAAACUCCGUAUAAUACUUGUCACUUUUACUCCAUGGAGAUUUCUAUUUUCUUUGUUUCAAUACAUGUUUACAAAGUACUUUCGCCAACAGUUUUCUCUAGCGCUCAGAAGGACCCUUUUCUAAAGAUGAAGGGGGGAAGUUGGCGACUGUUGGAACGUUUCAAGAGAGGGGUCCCUAAGAUCCUUCAGAAUCUCGUUUUGUAGGAAAAGCUGCAAUACAAUGUCAUUAAGAAAGGCACAUAUUUUAAAUAGAAAAUGAAAAAAGGCUCCGGUCACUUUUUUCUCUGCGUCUUAAUACCCUGAAAAGUACCAGGACAAUCUAAAAUAGUAACCAUGUGAAAGGCUUCAUUUGAGUUUGAACCCCAGAUGUCCCCCCCCCGGAACUCUGAGUUGCGUAAGGCUCGCUUAAUGUAUUCAGCUUGAUUGAUAUUGUGGCUGCGAUUUUCGAGUACCUGGGCGUUGCUGUAAUGUCUUGAAAUAAAGCGCCUUGAUAUUGGUUCCCCGCUGUUUGGAGUAAAUAGGCAACCGACGCAUUUUAUUUAAUCAGUUGCGUUAGAGCCGUUCAACAGUGAAGUAUCUUUUGUUUGCUGAGUUUUGAGAAGGAGAGCUUAAAACAUGCGUCAAAGAGGAACCAUAUUUCAAGAAGAUUCAUUAGUGCCUUUCCAAUACGAUGAGCAACCGCUCACAAUGAGGGACAUGGACGCGGUGAAAGGCUGCGAUUUUAAUUUUAAAUACGGCCAAAAAUCCGCUUGGGAUUAUAACGAUGAUCUGGCAGCUAUCGAUUUCAGCAUGAUGCAAAGCCCUAAGGAAAACCGCCAUAGGAGGAGAAAACGGAGAAAGUACCCCAAGUUUAGAUUUGUUCCUAGUCUGGAGGACAUCAAGGAGAAUGAACUAUUUGAAACACAGGCGGAAAAUUUGAAGAAACUGGAGAAAGAUCUCGCCGCGGUUCACGAGGAGCGCGCUCUGAAUCGUGGGAUGGCUGUGGUUAAGGAUGAAGGUCGGCGGCGAGAUCGCCGUAAAGGACGCUCUAGAAGUUUCAAAGGAAAAAUUUAAUCGAAAGAGAAGAUGACGGUCUUGUCUCUAAUAAAUCAAACCCAACUUACGAGCGCAAAACGUGGAUCAGUCCCGCAACCUCGUCCAAGAAAUCCGCGAGGCACGCCGGGGCCAGGGAACGAGCAACCGUUAAACUGAAGCUUGCUACACCAUGCCAAAACUCGGCAAAUGGAAAGAAUUCGAAAGAUUUCAAGCCAGAGUAAAAGAGAACUUAUGGAAUGGCUGCCAUGAUUUAUCGGGCAGGGAAAUAACCAAUUAAGUUGAAGGGUAUUCAAUGAAUGUAACUUUCUACCUAUUUUUUGAAUCAGUGUAACUAUUUCAAAAAACCUCCUAGUGGAAAUGGUAGCAGAAACAACCGCCUGAUGAAAACUCAACAGUUGUUUAAUUGUAGAUCAAAGUAUAGAAUUUCACUUGUCGACCCGCUAUUUACUCUGAGACCGAACUGAUCGAGUUCAUCAAGGAAACCCUUGAGGGCGCGCUUCAGUACUUUGUAAAUAUAUUACAGAGCCAGCUGUUCACGCCUAUUAAGAGCUGGGCGUUUUGAAAAGUUCUGUUUCAAGUCAGUUGCGAUAUUGCGUUUAUCAGAAUUUGAGUGUGAUGCCUAUAAACUAGCCGCUUGUCUGUAAAAGUGAUAGUUAAAUGCAACAGUCCAUUAUAAAUUUCUCAUAUUUACGUUAAACGUAUGCGGUUGGAAUAAAUAUGCAACAUUGCAA